Wyeomyia smithii (pitcher-plant mosquito) is the source of this 5316-nucleotide messenger RNA. RefSeq names its product prostatic acid phosphatase-like. Bases 283 to 1554 code for a protein of 423 amino acids. The record is from RefSeq and is a predicted model, not a curated record. The transcript has 5 exons. Lineage: Eukaryota; Metazoa; Arthropoda; Insecta; Diptera; Culicidae. Gene Ontology annotation, molecular function: phosphatase activity. Gene Ontology annotation, biological process: dephosphorylation.
CUCAGCUGGCGUUAAGUAACCGCAUGCUUGUGCGUCUGUGCCGCUGCUGUUGACUUGCUUUUAGUAGUUUAUUGCUCGCAAAUUCUCGAAAUCACAUCGACGAAACAUGGCUGUGGCAUCGAGUGAGAUAAGUUAAGAUACGGAUUUACACAUCGUCAGUUUCUACCAGUGAGCGAGCAAAAACGAGCAAACAGGAAGAAAUCGAAAGAUUAGGCGCGACUGAAGACACCGUGCAUGGCUCGAUUCGCGAUCGCAUAAAAAGCCCGCGGGAUAAAUGAGGAAAUGUAUUCGCUCAGUCGACGCGUGCUUAUCAUGUUGAGUGGAAGUGUGCUUAUAUCGUUACUAGUCGCGCUCAUAGUGUAUGACGUUUACGGUGCUCCACCGUCGCAGGCAAUCAACAGUAUUACCGUUGCAGAACGGUCCGAAGAACUGCCCUGCGAUCAGGAUGGUUUGGACUGUGAUGUAGGUCGCGCCGCUAGGGACUACGCACUGAAGCAGGUACACGUGAUUUUCCGCCAUGGACAGCGUACCCCGGCUGACACGUAUCCCAAUGACCCGCUAAUCAACCAAACGUUUGCGCCCUACGGAUGGGGUCAGCUAACGAACUACGGUAAAAAUACUCACUACGAAAUUGGUUCCUACCUGAGACGUCGCUAUGGGCAUUUUCUUGGAAGGUUAUACUCACCGGACAAAAUUCACGCGCAAAGCACCGGUGUCUCGCGAACUCAAAUGUCUCUAGAGCUGGUGCUAGCGUCGUUGUAUCCACCUCAAGGAACUGCGCUGGAGUGGAAUCACGAUCUCAACUGGCAACCAAUUCCGUACAUCAGCGAACCACUGGAUCAAGACACGUUGUUGUUGGUACGAAAGUCUUGCCCACGUUACCAUGAAACUCUAAAUGCUGUAUUAGAGAGUGAAGAAAUUCAGCAACUGAUGAGUGAUAAUCAGAACUUAUUCGAUAAUUUAACCAAAAUCACCGGAAUGGACGUCAAAACACCAGACGAUGUUCAAUCCCUGUACAGCACUCUCAAGGCUGAGUCUGAGUUUGGUUUACCUCUGCCGGAGUGGACUCUAGAGUACUAUCCGACUAAGCUUCUUCCGCUUACUCGACUAAGCUAUAUCCUGAAUGUGUACAACAAUGAACUGAUAAAGCUAAAAGGAGGACCCUUCUUGAAAAAAACUAUCUCGGAAUGGGACGCGGUGAUAGCCGACGAAUUCAACCCGCGUAACAAAAAAAUGUUCGUUUACGCCGGCCACGAUUCGACGGUUGUGAAUAUUCUGUCAGCGUUCAACGUGUGGCAAGAGCAACUUCCGAACUAUGCGAUUAUGGCAUUGUUUGAGUUACACAAAAACCGACGCACGGGGGAGUUCGCGGUUCGACUGUACCAGAAAAACGUCGGAGAACAAUUGAGUUCUCUACAAAUUCCCGGAUGCGAAAAGUACUGUCCCGUUGAACGACUGAAGUCCCUCCUUAGCGGCCAUAUACCGGCUGACAUGAGCCAGGAAUGUAAAGCGCACACGGCCGGUUUCGAGGAGCCACCACCUAGAGGGCCAUGAAUCUCCCAGUAAGAUUUUAUCAUAUGAGCAAAAUCAUUUCAAAUCGCCUGGAAAUACGCGAAAAUUUAAUCGACCAUUUUUGAUUUGAAUGAAACUUUGCACACGUAUUUGGCUUAGCAAACUUAAGCCUGUAGUACACUCUUUGUCUAAUGGUCAAAUAUUUGACCUUCUGACAAAAUGGUCAAAUUUAUUUGACAUCAUGGUUGUUGUUUGCCCGUGUUUGACCCAUGUUAAAAUUGGAGAGUGGCAAACAAUUAUAUUUGACCAAAUUUUUAUCUGUCAAAAAGUGCCAAACAUUUGACGCUUGGUCAAAGAGUGUAAUACAGGCUUUAGCAUUUUUCACAGGUGGAGAGAUUUUUUACACCCAUGAGUUACAUUCUAAAAGGGCGUAUGCCUUUUGGCAUAGGUUUUAUUCAAAGCAUUGUAGCCCAGAAACCGUUGGUUGUAUAGAAAAACUGUCUGAGAAUGAGUUGCAGGGAAUUAAAAAUGCAUCAUAAAAAAAAAUAUACACUGUACAAAAAAAAUUUUUUGACCAAAAAAAAUUAAUAGUAUACAUUAAAUUUCAAUUUAAAAAAAAACAGUUGAAUUUUUUUUUAAUUUUUUUUUGAAGAAACUUGACGUUAAUACGCAACUUUUAAAAUAAUCCAGGAUGGAGAAAUGAAAAGUAUUUUUUUAUGGUAAAUUAAUUUUUUUAUGAAAAUUCUAAUUCAAACAUUUUUCAAAAUAUUUGUAUUCUGAUGAUUUUAAAAGAUGCAGAGAGUCAUUUUAAAUCAAAAAGCUCUUGGUAGUAACAUUCUGAAGGCAUUGGUUUUCGAGUUAUUUCUAAUUCAAGCUCGAACAAUUAUUAAAAUUUAGGAAAAUACACGUUUUUCUUAAUUUGUCCAUGGUUCUCCAGCAAAAACCAUACAUUCAUUGGAAUGCUUGAUCAAAAAUAUACAAUUCAUUCUUUGACAACAAAACGAUUGGGCGAACGGUUCUCAAGAAAAGAGUUAAAUGUUCUAAGUGAUAUAAAUAUAUAUAAGAAUCAAAUAUUUAUUUUCGAGUUUCAUUAUCUUAGGAACAUAUUUUUUUAUGACAUAGAUACUUUACAGAACUAGUUUCACCUUAUAUUUUAUAUACAUCAUAAGUAAAUGAUUCGUCAUCUUUUGAAAACAGCUUCGUUUGUAUCUUAUUUUCUGUUACUCCUUGUUCAUAUUCUUCAUAUGAUACCCAACUAAAUGACAUUUUUGAUGAAUUUUCAUUACUUUUCUGAUUAGCCCAAUCAUACAAUUCUUUUGCGCUUGUAAUGGGAUGUUCAUGUUCUUUAGCUAAACUUGCAUUUCUUGCCAUUCGUUUCAAUGUGCCACCAAUUGCAUCGCAUGGGCCUUUACCAUGAGAAGUCGCGAAAAAUGCCACUCUGCAUCGACGUUAUAUCUUGUUUUGAACUUGCAAAGUUUUUUCUAUUUUUAUAUUGUGAGGCAGCUCCAUCAGGCAUUAAUAUCGCUUCUUUCAACUCUAUUGUUGUUUUCAAAAAACUCAUUAAUUUGGCAAUGAACACCUGAACCGCAACAGUAUCAUGAUGGAGUACUUUCGAUAUUAUGAUGAAGCUGAUAUUCUUAAGUUUUCCAGAUUCUGCACACUUAAAAAAUUUCGCCGAAUCUCGGCAUUGUUUGUGCCGAGAUUUGGACAGCCGAGUGCUCGGCAACCAUCUCGGCUGAAUCUCUUUUGCCGAGAAUCUCGGAAAACCAAUAUUUGACAGAUGUCAUUUUAUGCCGAGAAUCGCGGUACACAAUUGACUGUACUCUCGGCAAAUCCAACCGAGAAGCGGCAAACCAGUCCAACGACCUUUCGGUUAUAUAAGCUGAAUGUUCGGCACAGUAAAGAGCCGUUUUUUCAGUGGAAUCCAAUCGCAGAAAAUAGUUUUGCUAUGAAUCAGGUAAGCAAAGUUCUUUCAAAAAAUAAAUUAUAAGCUCGAUGAGUUUUAGUAAGUAAAGAAAUUUAUUUAUACUAAAUCUUGAAUACUUAUCUUUAUCUUGCUCGCCAGUAGGGCAUUGAGCUAAACAUCUAAUCUAAAAUUACGUCUAAUGCCUAUCCCUAAAACAAAUACAAUAUUGUAUUCACACAAUUUGAAACUACACUUUUUGAGUUCCAGCCACUUCCCCCCAAACUGUACUACAUUUUUUUCGGCUACUGGAUUGUAAACACUUGUAAUUUGCACAAAUUUCAGCCAAACUUGUAUCCGAUUCCUGUUUGCUCACCCGUAACACGCAAAAAUUUUCACUAAGAAAAAUGACGGCAACUCGUUCAUGAGAAUGACAGCUGUAUUGCCGAAACACGGCAACGAGUAAAAUUUGUGCCGAGAUACCAGUAAUGUUUUUGCUGACCUCGGCAUCAACAGUGUUUAACGAUAAAUUCGGCAAAAAAUAGAGACGAGAUUCGUCAAGCUUAGUUUUUUGGACGAAGUCUCGGCAAAAUGAUCUGACAACUGUCGGCAACCGGCAUUUUUUUGCUGAAAUACCGGUUGAAUCCAAAGUUGCCGAGUGAACUCGGAUGUUUUUUUGCCGAGCUCGAGAUCCAGUUUUAAGUGUGUGAAUAGUAAACAACGAAGGGAUGAAUGGUGGCUUAACUAUCAUUCCAAUAACUACACGAAUCACAAAUUGAUAAAGACGUGUUAAAAUGAGCUUUACUGUUCAAUACUUUUAAUUUUGCAAUAACGUUUUCGUUUAAUUUGCGUAAGCUUGAUGAGCAUCGAUGAUCAGAAAAGAGUUUACAGCACUUGGGCUUGGUGUAUUCCAUUUUCACUUCAUUCAUCUUCAUAACUUCUGGAGAAGUGCAAUCGUAUUUAUACACGGAAACAGAUAUUAUGGGUUACCCAGGAGGUAGGUAGCUUACUUUACAAACAGUUGUUAUUAGUAAACAAGUAGGUAGUGUUGCACGACAAACAUACGUGUAGGUAAGCUAAGGUACAGCGCCUGAGUUAUUUAUCCAAUCGUUUUGUUGUCAAAGAAUGAACUGUAUAUUUUUGAUCAAGCUUUCCAAUGAACGUAUAGUUUUUGCUGGAGAACCACGGACAAAUUAAGAAAAACGUGUAUUUUCAUAAAUAUUAAUAACUUUUCGAACUCUAAUUUAAAAUAACUCGAAAACCGAUGCCUUUAGAAUGUUAACUACCAAGAGCUUUUUGAUUCAAAACAACUUUCUGCAUCUUUUAAAAUCAUCAUAAUACAAAUAUUCUGAAAAAUAUUUGAAUUAGAAUUUUUAUAAAAAAUAAAUCUACCAUAGAAAAAAUAUCUUUCAUUUCUCCAUCCUGGACUUUUUUUUUAAAAUGUUGCGUAUUAACGUCAAGUUUCUUUAAAAAAAAAUUCAACUCUUUUUUUUUAAAUUGAAAUUUAAUAUUUAUUUUUAAUUUUUUUUUGGUCAAAAAAAAUUUUUUUUGUACAGUGUAUAUUUUGUUUAUGAUGCAUUUUUAAUUCCCUGUAACUCAUUCUCAGACAGUUUUUCUAUACAACCAACGGUUUCUGGGCUACAAUGCUUCGAAUAACACCUGUGCCAAAAGGCAUACGCCCUUUUAGAAUGUAACUCAUGGGUUGGGUGUAAAAAAUCGCUUCAUCUGUGGAAAAUGCUCAGUUUGCUGAGCCAAAUACGUGUGAAAAGUUUCAUUCAAAUAAAAAAUGGUUGAUAUUCGACCUUUGGUGAUUUGGCGCGAUCUUGCUCAUAUGUGAUCUUCGUAGAGUUUGAAAUUAGUUUUUACGAAUAAACAGCAGUGUGAUAACUGUAUAAAAAACA